UCCUGUUCCGGGGUCGGUAGUGUACGCUGUGUGUGUGUUUAUGCGCUUGUGUGUGUCCGUGUGUGUGAGUGUGUGUGAUGAUGAUGAUGGCGGAGCUGGUGCAGGGACAGGCCUCGGUGGCUCAGGCCGGGAUGAAGGCGGACGGAUUCACGGACCCGUUCCACCGCGCGCGACAGAUUGCUAAAAUGGGUGGAGAGCAGAUGCCCCACCUGAACAACUCGUCUCCAGUCGUCGAUGCCUCGCUCUAUGGCUAUGGAGGGCAGAAACGCUCCCUGGAUGAAGGAGUGGCUAACCAGCUCGGUGCAAUGGUACAUGGUACAAGGGCUAUAAUAACAGAAGACUAUAAAGUGCCUGAUAAGAUGGUUGGAUUCAUAAUCGGACGGGGUGGCGAACAGAUCACAAGAAUUCAGCUGGAAUCCAACUGUAAGAUCCAGAUUGCUGCUGACAGUGGAGGUAUGAUGGAUAGGCCUUGCACCCUGACCGGGACCCCAGAAAGUAUCGAGCAAGCGAAGAGGUUGUUGGGGCAGAUUGUGGACCGGUGUCGGAACGGGCCGGGCUUCCACACUCAGAUGGACGGGAACAGCGCUGUCCAGGAGAUCCUGAUCCCUGCCAGUAAAGUUGGCCUGGUCAUUGGGAAGGGAGGCGACACCAUCAAACAGCUUCAGGAGAGGACAGGAGUGAAGAUGAUCAUGAUUCAGGACGACCCGAUGCCCACUGGAUCAGACAAACCCUUGAGAAUCACUGGAGACCCUUAUAAAGUUCAGCAAGCGCGAGAGCUGGUUGUUGAGAUCAUCAGGGAAAAGGAUCAGGGAGAUUUCAGGAGCGGCCGCAGUGACUUCGGCUCCAGACUGGGCAGCAGUAUCGAUGUUGCAGUGCCCAGGUUUGCAGUUGGUAUCGUCAUUGGCAGAAACGGAGAGAUGAUCAAGAAGAUUCAGAACGAUGCGGGCGUCAGGAUCCAGUUUAAGCCAGAUGAUGGGAUCAGUCCCGACCGGAUCGCUCAGGUGAUGGGUCAGCCCGACAGAUGUCAACAUGCCGUUCACCUCAUCAAUGAUCUGGUCCAUACAGCACAGGAGCGUGAUGGUUUUGGAGGUCCGGUCGGACCCAGAGGUCGUGGCAGAGGACGUGGUGAUUGGAACAUGGGAACUCCUGGAGGCUUGCAGGAAGUCACCUACACAAUACCAGCUGAUAAGUGUGGCCUUGUGAUCGGCAAAGGUGGAGAGACCAUAAAGAACAUCAACCAGCAGUCCGGCGCUCAUGUGGAGCUGCAGAGAAAUCCUCCUCCAAACACCGACCCCAACGUCCGGAUCUUCUCCAUCCGCGGAUCUCCUCAGCAGAUGGAAAUGGCCAGACAGCUGAUAGACGAGAAGAUCGGGGCGUCUGGAAUGGGAGGAAACAGCAGCUUUGGACUCAGUCCUUUCACCCAAGGACCAGCGACCCCUCAUCAGAAUGGUCCGCAGACGUUCAUGACUGGAGGUUGGGGAACCACAUAUCAGACAUGGCAGCCCCAGAGCCAGCAGGACCCCAGUCACAAUGGAUCCCAGACCGGCCAGAUGGACUAUUCCAAAGCGUGGGAGCAGUAUUAUAAGAAGCUAGAUGCGGAUGAAGUUGCAGAUGCAGAUGAAUCGAGACGCUCUGAGACGCCGGCGGAUCAUGAGCUGCUCACGUGUCAACAGAACCAAGGCCAGAGCAGCGGCUCCGACUACAGCAAAGCAUGGGAGGAGUAUUACAAGAAACAGACUCAGGGAGCCGGUCCUGGUUCUCAGCAGAGUUCUCCUCCAGACUACAGCGCCGCCUGGGUGGAGUAUUACAGACAGCAGGGGGCGUAUUACAGCCAGGGACAGACACAGGCUCCCGGCCUCCCGGAUCAUUAAAGCGGACGACCACGGACCCUUUAGUUGAAGAUUUUUGAAUCACUGCGAGGAGGAAACAGACCUUUUGUAACAGAGGUUUCUAGAUUUGCAACGCCUUGAAGACUUUUACUUUUUUUCUUAGUGAGAAACACUAGCUGUAGAAUGACUUAUAUGAUUUAAAAAGAGAACUAUUUCUAAAUCAGGACAUCAAAAUUGUUACUAAAUCCUUGUGUACACACCAUUUAUUCGAAUGGGCAAUUUCCGGGAUCCUUUUUGGACCGUUUCAGAGUUGGUUUGUUUUCUAUUCUUCCUUUUUAAUUCAACGAUAUAUAUAUAUUCAGAUGUAUAUCGCCAAAAUGAACCCCGGAGUUGCGGCAUUUCAUCGAUCGCGCAAUAUAAUCUCUUAUUUUUCUAGUUCUGUUGCAAUAAAAUGAUCGUGGGCUUAGCAGUCUUGAAUACGUUAUCGUUUAGUUUUGUCAUGCAAUGUUUUAAGAAUGUGUACAAAAUGUUUUCUUUCUUUUUUCUUAUACAUAAAGCAUUUUAAUUCAGUGCGAUAAAUAAAAAACUGUGAUGUUUUUGUUACAGAAAUAUAUGCUUUUGUUACACGAAAAACGGCGAAUGGCAGUCGGUUCCUGAUGAUGUAAUUCCUCAUGUACUUUGUAUUCUGUUUUCAUUGUCAUUUUAUUGUACUCUGGUUGAAAAAGGUGCAAUAUCUUAUUUCAGUUUUUUUUUUUUCCUUUUUUUUGAAACAAAGAUGGAUUUCUCUAAUAUUUUGACAGACGUUUAACUUGUAGAUCUUAGAGGUUUUUUUUAGACGUAUGCAAAUGUAACAGAUAAUUUUUUAUUACAGUGAUUUGACGGGGAAAGGGUGGUUGUUUUUUGCCUUUGCUCUCUUGUAAAACUAUGUAUGUAUGCUCAGAUACUUGACUAAAUACUUUAUUUAAAAAUAUAUAUAAUUAAAUCAAAGACUUUUUUGUCCUGUGUUUUGCAGGAAAACUGUCCCUGUUUUUCUGUUCUGUUUUCAUACUGAAAUUUGUCAAAGAUUGUGAAUGUGUAAUUUGAAAUUUGAUGUUGCAUCUUGCUGACAGAUGAGACGUUUUAUGUGUGUUCUGUAAACUUUAAAGCGUUUAAAGCGUUCAAGACUGCUAAGCCUCUCAGAGCCUACCUGUGUAUUAAUUAAUUGUAGUUUUUUAUAUUCGAAGUAUUGGAAGAUCAAAGUUCUUGUCUUAUUUGGUACCGGCGGUCUCUCUGAAGCCCCUCAUCCAUCCCAGUACACACUGUGGACUCCUGUACAGUCCCGAUCCAGUAACUUUUUAAUUCUGUUUUUCCUUUCUACUCUGUGUGAUCUAAUAUAUGUAUGAUUGACUAGUUACAAAUUGAUCUAGUAUUAACUUCAUUGCUUAAUGAAAAGGGAUAUUAUAAUUUCAAAAAUGUUUAAUUUUAGUGUUUCUUUUCUUCCUCAUGUGUACAGGUAACCAUGUAUUAAAAUGAUUGAAAGACGA
This is a messenger RNA of Megalobrama amblycephala (Wuchang bream), 3352 nucleotides long. It is a transcript of the gene fubp3, whose product is annotated as far upstream element (FUSE) binding protein 3. Gene Ontology annotation, molecular function: mRNA binding. The record is from RefSeq and is a predicted model, not a curated record. Gene Ontology annotation, cellular component: nucleus; cytoplasm. The coding region runs from base 78 to 1871 and encodes 597 amino acids. Lineage: Eukaryota; Metazoa; Chordata; Actinopteri; Cypriniformes; Xenocyprididae. Gene Ontology annotation, biological process: regulation of DNA-templated transcription. The transcript has 20 exons.